GGCAGCCUUGAAAGGCUUUCAAGAAGAUAGGACAAGCAACGAGAGCCAGGAAAAAUCGGUGAAGGAAGGAGAAAGAAGCAGGGUCCCCCAGCUGAGAAAUAGGCGAGGAUCCUGAGGCAGGGCCUGCAUGGCCUCCCAGGGUGCCCGAGGGGAGCAGAAGCCCCUUCUUGGGCGGGGGGAGGCCCCAGGGAAGCCUGCCCCGUCUUCCUUUGAGGGCAGGAAGGCCGCCUGUGCGGCUGUGCUGGUUGUGGAGAUCCUGGAGCGGGCCGCCUUCUUCGGAAUCGUCUCUAACCUCGUGCUGUACCUCAACAGCAGCAACUUCAACUGGGGCGGGUCCCAGGCUUCGCGGGCUGUGCUGCUCUUCAUGGGGGCCUCCUACCUCCUUUCGCCCAUCGGAGGCUGGCUGGCGGAUGUCUACCUGGGGCGCUACUGGACCAUCACGCUCAGCUUCCUGCUCUACCUGCUGACCGCCUGCCUGCUGCCCACCUUGGCAUCGGAGGAAGGGCGGCUCUGGCUGUGCGGAGAGAUGCCAGCUUCCCAGCUGGAGCCCUCGUGCCAGAAAGGUACCGCCGAGGCCCGGUGCAGGCACCAGUGGCCAAGUCAGUACUGUGCCCCGAUCAUAUACACAGGCCUGCUGCUCCUGGCCCUGGGCAUCAGCUCCGUCAAGGCGAACCUCACACCGUUUGGUGCUGACCAGGUGACGGAUCGGGGCAGGGAUGCCACUCGGCGUUUCUUCAACUGGUUCUACUGGAGCAUCAAUAUUGGGGCGGUAAUCUCCCUGCUGGUGGUUGCCUUCAUCCAACAGAACGUAGACUUCCUCAUUGGCUACAUCAUCCCUGCUGCCUGUCUGGCCCUUGCCCUCGUGAUCUUCCUCUUGGCUGCCCCCAUCUUUGUCACCAAGCCUGCUUCUGGUAGCCAGGUCUCCACCAUCUUCCAGCUGGCCCUCCAGAGGAGCUGCUGCAGCCAGGCUCAUCAGAAGACAACCACCAAAAUCAGAGCAAGGAAUACCCAGUCAGGAGCUGAUGUUGCUGACCUACAGGCAGGUCCAAGGCAGCAGCUUGUGGGGCCAUCACCUGAGGAUGUCUCCAACUUCCAAGUGUUGGUGAAGAUCCUACCUGUGCUCCUCACCCUCAUCCCAUACUGGAUGGUCUAUUUCCAGAUGCAGUCAACCUACUACCUGCAGGGUCUGCACCUCUUCAUCCCCAACUUCUUUGAGAGCAGACAUCUGAACAUCAGUGCUUACGCAGCAGCCAGCCGUGAAGGCUACACACUCCCAGAUGCUUGGCUCCUUCUAGCCAAUGUGGUUGUUCUGCUGAUCCUGGUCCCACUGAAGGACCGUGUCAUUGACCCAUUCCUGGCAAAGAGGAAGCUGUUGCCUUCAGCACUAAAGAAGAUGGCUCUGGGCAUGUUCUUUGGCCUUGUCUCCGUCCUCUGUGCAGGCGUUCUGGAAACUAAGAGGCUGGACUAUGUGAACAACAACCAGACCAUCUCACAGAAUAUUGGGAAGGAUGAUUACAUUGCAGCCCCACUCUCCAUCUUUUGGCAAAUCCCUCAGUAUCUGCUUAUUGGCAUCAGUGAAAUCUUUGCCAGCAUUCCAGGACUGGAGUUUGCCUACUCCGAGUCUCCCAAAUCCAUGCAAGGAGCCAUCAUGGGUCUCUUCUUUUUCAUUUCUGGAGUGGGGUCACUUCUAGGAUCUGGCCUCUUGGCUUUCCUCUCACUGCCAGUCAUUGGUUGGAUGCACUGCCCGGAGGAUUAUGGGAACAUUAACAAAUGUCGGAUGGAUUAUUAUUUCUUCCUGCUGGCGGGCAUUCAGACAGUAACUUGCAUCCUCUUCAUCUGGAUCUCUGGCCGCUACGAGCAUCAGCACAUGGGCCGUGAGAACAACUGAUCCAGGCUGUGUCCCCCAGGACUUCUAGAAGGCGCCUGUGCUCCAUGGAUCUCAGCAUGCUGAUUUACACCACCGCUGCUUUAGUAUAUAGUUAACUGAUAGGAUCUCGGGGAGGCCAAUGAGCUAUAAAAGGAUUAGAGAAAUGAAUAGCUGGUGGAAGCAUUAGUGGCAGCCAGCCAAGGUACUCAAAGACUGCAGCCACAUAUUCAGGGUAUCAUUAAUGCCUUAUCUCCCCAAGCUGAGCGUCAAUAAUAGAGUAUUUGGAGGCCUGGAGCCAAAAUUACCAGGAAUAAAAAGCUAUUCGUAUCUGAAUGAGGUGGACCAUUCCCCGACCCAGCAGCCAUCCCUCUGAGGGGCAGGAUUAAGUCCCAAAGAAGAGGGGAGUUCUGUGCAUACACGUUUCCUGGUGUCAGACCAUUCUUUCCUUAAGUCACUAGAGAGACUUCUUGAAAAUUGACUCCCAAACCAUAUUGCUCUCCCUAGGCAAGGUAAGGAUGGGUGAAGCAAAUGGUGAUGUCAUAAGAAUGAGAUAGCACCUUAUUUGCAGAAAUCCUUUUUUUUAACUCCUAGUGAUAGGUUGUGAGAACAUGUGUGUUCUUCUCUUCUGAGAAUUGACAUCAUCAUAAAGAUGCAUGUUAUUA
Varanus komodoensis (Komodo dragon) is the source of this 2529-nucleotide messenger RNA. It is a transcript of the gene SLC15A3, whose product is annotated as solute carrier family 15 member 3. Gene Ontology annotation, molecular function: transmembrane transporter activity. Gene Ontology annotation, cellular component: lysosomal membrane. The record is from RefSeq and is a predicted model, not a curated record. The transcript is spliced from 8 exons. Lineage: Eukaryota; Metazoa; Chordata; Lepidosauria; Squamata; Varanidae. Gene Ontology annotation, biological process: transmembrane transport. Bases 128 to 1888 code for a protein of 586 amino acids.